AAUGUCUAAGUAAUGAUGUAUAAUUUGCUAUAAAGUCUUACGAAAAAGGCUACAAUUAAUGCGCAAAAUAGAUGUGCGCAUACGAUGAGCAGGAAACGGGCAGCGAGUGAGGCUAACGCAAGAACUGUCAAAAUGUGUUUGCCGCCAAAUUGGGUUCCGAACUAAGGAAGGGCAGACGAUGCGCACUCAAAACAGAGAGAGUGCUCACGGGACGCAGGCCGGGUGAUGUGAUCUCUAAAAACUGCUUUUCGAAUACGCUACCCCCAAACACAUGGCUCUCCUAGGAUCCGUUUUCGAUUGACACUGGUUUUUGAGGAUAUAAGAAACCCCUGCUCUAGGCCUUGAGUGCAACUCUAUGCCAUAAUGACACGAAAGAAUGGUAGCUCAAGAGAUAAUCUAUCAUAAGCUGAAGAAACAAAAUAGGAAUGGUCUGAAUUGAAAUCAAAGGCCAAGAUGAGGCCGUCAUUGAUGUUGGCUUUGUGCAAUAAUUGUGGACUACGGAAUUAAAACGAGAUUAAGGGAACAAGAUGACUGAGGAUACGAGUCCAACGCCACUCGAGCAAACACCGAUUCGGCGUACAGCUUGUACCAGCCUUCGGGAAGAGACCCACUGGAAGUGCUUGAUCUUAACCCUCCUCAUGUAUGGCAGUCUGGCUGUGGUAUUCUGGUGUCAGACCAGCAUAGUAGAGGUCAUAGCUCUCAACUAUCAACAGGAACCAAUCACGAUCAAGGAUAGUCCUUGUCAAGAUGGGUACACCUUCAUCCCUGUUGCUUUUCUCGUCCUGCUCUAUCUUGUCUACCUGGUGGAAUGUUGGUACAGUGACGUCCGCAUUGAGAUCCAGUAUCGGGAAGACGUGAGUACGGUUUACAGUCGGAUCCGUAGGAUACGCAAUGCCUACCCAGUGGUUUGGUGGAGGGCUAUCUCCUAUCAUUACAACAGACAUACACGCCAGGUUACGCGGUAUAGACAUGGAGAUGCCUAUACAACGACUCAAGAGUAUUUCGAAAGGAUAAACACACACUCAGCAGCUGGCGCAUUUGAUUUUGGAGAAUGUGGUGUAAAAGAUGUUUCGAGACAGUUGAAUGGAUUAGAACUUCACCCUUUAACAAGGAUCACGUUUACCAAAAACUUCAUGUUUUUAAAUGAGGAAGCGGAGAAUGACUAUCUAUCACAGAGGUCACGUUUCUUUACAGAGAAUGAGGGUCGGGAUGAAAAUUUAGAAACACGAGAAGGGCUUGGUCUCACUGAAGUUGAGUUCACUGAUGAAAUGGUGACAUACGCGUGUUCUGAAAACCUUCCAUGGUAUGUAUCAAUGUCAAUGUUUUGGGUGACUUCUCUAUCAUUGCUUUCAUGGCCUUUUAGAAUCCUAAUAUCAAUGCAAACUGCAAUAGUUGACUACCAAAUCGAGAAAUUAUUUGGAACGAACUACAAUAGUGGAAUGAUCACAGUUGAGUCUUGGACAGGCGAGGGGGCAAAUGGAAAUAGAUUCAAUACUGUAGGUAGUAAUAGAAGUCUUGAGUUACUUAUACGUGACAAUAGACAUGUUGUUCCCAGCUACUCAGAGGCACUCCUUAUGGACAUAGCAAAUGGAAACCAUCUUCGGUCAGGCCUUACACCGACUGGACCGGGUCCGCCAUCUGCUGCGCAGCGAGCUAAGCACGAACACAACAGUCACGAUACAAACACGAGACACAACUACAUACAUGGAUCUUUACGUUCAAGAACAUUACAAAGAUCUGCGACAACAGCUAUAGGUCUCUGUUAUGUAUCAAGUUUAUCGAACGAUCGAGAAGCGCAGUCAUCAACGAGUGACUGGACACUGCGAUCGCCUUUGACUCACAAUAGAUCUCUUUCCAAUGGACACACACCUUCUACUAGUCUACGGAUACUUCCAUCCCGUAGUUCAUCUAGUCACACCAUAGGUAUUAGCAAUAUGUUUAACCGCGUUAAACCAUUUACGAACUCCUCCCAUACGGCAGGAGCUGCAAGCGAGACUGAAAAUAGGGCUGCACUGAUCACAACAGAUGAUACCGAGCCGAACGCUAACCAGAGAAAACCACUAAUGUCUGCAUCGUCGACACCAAGUAACAGACGCCACAGACGACCGACAUCCCUGCCACUGUGCUUCGGUAGCCAAGGAAGUCAGCAAGAAGAUAGUGAAGGUAUGGAGGACAGUCAGACUGAUGAGAAUCAAAUAGAAUCGUUGGUCUUGAUGGAUGGUGAUGGUGGGGUUCGGACUGUCACGUGGCAUAGAGCCAAUGGAUUCAAUCAAAACAGUCAAGGUACAGGUGGAAUGGUAGUUGUACCCAUCGAUUCACCCCCACCUUACGACGCUGCGCUUAAUAUGAACGAACCUGAUGAUGAAGAUGCAGAAGAAGGAGAGACGCAAGCCGAAGACAGUGUUGAGACGUCUGUAUAAUAUAAUCGCAGAGCUUCCGAAAAGACUUUAUUACUUUCCAUAUAUAUGUUUAUUCUGUAAUUAUGAAGUAUUUUGUUUGUUUCUGAGAUUUUCUUCCUUUUGAUAGUGUUUUAUGUAAGCAUUAUAAUAUCCAAGGGAAUAGUCGAUAUGCUACCAGAGAAAUAUCAUCAGUGUUAGGUAUAAUAGCCUGUUUCCGUUACCGUGACCUUCGGAGGUGAAAAUUCCGAUGAAGUUGUACUUUCAUGUUUACUAAUAUCUUCCUUUCGUGUUUAACUUUCAUGUAUUUUGUCAUAUUCUUGCGUUCAUUCGUGCAAACGGCGAUAUUUCAGUCAGAACGGGAUAAUUUCGGAUAUUAUAUCUUUUUAAAAGUCAGGAAUUUAAACAGAAAAGUAAGAAUAAAUCUAGUAAUUCUGCAAGUAUAAUAUCUACGAUUUACUUGACGGGAGGUGGUAAUCCUCAUCAGGAAGAGGCAAACAAAAAUGAUGGUUAAAAAGAGAAAAGGUAAGGAGAUCAGGGUCACCACCACUUUUGGACUGAUAUGACGUCAUGUUUAUGGCGUCUUCCCCCAUCAAAAUACCUGGCGUCGCUUCUCCACACACCACUGACGUUAGUACUGUAAUGUUUGUUCUGUUAGUCAACACUAGUGGUAAAAUACGUAGCAAAAUAAAUUGUUCUUUUAAUUUGUUAGGUACAAAUUUUCAGCGAAACUGUUUACCGAU
Messenger RNA from Lytechinus variegatus (green sea urchin), 3139 nucleotides. Its product is annotated as transmembrane protein 151B-like. NCBI's taxonomy places the organism in Eukaryota, Metazoa, Echinodermata, Echinoidea, Temnopleuroida, Toxopneustidae. The coding region runs from base 528 to 2420 and encodes 630 amino acids. The record is from RefSeq and is a predicted model, not a curated record. The transcript is spliced from 2 exons.